GGCCCGCUUAGGUUCACAGUGUAGAAGAAGAACCCAGCUAGGCGUGGCGUACAGGUAGCCCUGGAGGUGGACCCCGUUGGCUCAUUUGGCAAAGAAAAGUCAAACUGCGCGCUCUUGGGUUCGGCUCUCGUGACCACCACUUAGGCUUGUUCUUUGCCCAACCAUCUGCUUCACCUUCACCUUCCAUCUCCUUGCAAGCGUGUCGCGUUGCUCGUCGCUCAUAGCUCACGCAACCAUCGCCACACUUCAACCUCUGCGAUAGACCUUGAGGCGCAUCCGCCAUCAUGGCCACGACCGCGGAGGAGAAGAAGUAUGCGGGCGAGGUCGACCCUCGCCUGAGCGAAGAUGAUAUCAGUUUGAACAAGGGAGACUUGCUGGGCCAAGAGCAUACCGAUCCGGUGUUGAAUGCGAAGAUGCAUCUGAUCAACAAUGCUAUUGACGAGAUCGGUAUGACAUGGUACCAAUGGAAGCUCUUCUGCCUCAACGGCUUCGGAUACGCAGUCGACAGCUUGAUGCUGCUCAUCCAGUCCAUCAUUGCUGGUUCCGCGCGCGCCGAGUUCAACCCUUCUUUCCACAAUGGCUUGACCAUCGCGGUCUACGUUGGCAUGUUGACCGGAGCGCUCUUCUGGGGUCUAUCCGCCGAUGUGAUUGGUCGAAAAUACGCCUUCAACUACUCCCUCCUCAUAUCCAGCGUCUUCUGCAUCGUUGCUGGCGCAUCGCCAAACUGGAUCGUCCUCGGCCUCUUCGUCUGCCUCUCAGCCUUCGGCUCCGGCGGCAACCUCGUACUCGACACGGCUGUAUUCUUGGAGUACCUGCCUUCCAAAGACCAAUGGCUCGUCACCGUUCUAGCCGCUUGGUGGGGCCUAGGCCAGCUCGUCGCCGGUCUCUUUGCCUGGGCAUUCCUUGUCCCCGCCAAGUGGAACUGCUCCGUCUCCGGCGAUCCAUGCACCUGGAACAACAACGCAGGGUGGCGAUACAUCUGGUUCACGAGCGGUGCGCUCAUCCUCGUCAUGUCCUUAGCCCGCGUUACCGUCAUCCGCCUUCGCGAAACUCCUAAAUACUUGAUCGGCGAAGGCCGUGAUGAGGAGGCCGUGGAGACGUUGCAGUUUAUCGCCAAUAAGUACCACAAGCCGUGCAGCUUGACCUUGGACCAGCUUCAGGCAUGCGGCCAGUUCGGACAGGGCCGGCGCGCAUCUGUGACCGCGCAUGCUAGGUCCAAGUGGAGUCCCGCUGAGAUCGGGAUUCAUUUGAAGGGUCUGUACCAGACGCGGAGAUUGGGUCUCAGUACUACCCUCAUCUGGUUCAGUUGGCUUCUCAUCGGAUUGGCGUACCCGUUGUACAACGUCUUCUUGCCAACCUACCUCGCCACGCGUGGAGCAGCUCUCGGCGAGACCAGUGCAUAUCUGAACUGGCGCAACUACGCUCUCGCCAACUUCUGUUCCAUCCCUUCGCCCAUCCUCGCAGGCUUGAUGUGCAGAUCCAGGAUCUUCUGGGGCCGCCGCGGUGUCAUGAUCAUCGGCGCUUUAAUCACCAUGGCUUUCUUCUUCGCCUACACGCAAGUCCGAACGGAAGCACAGAAUUUGGGCUUCACCAUGGCCAUCAGUUUCUUCCUAAACGUCUACUACGGCACGCUUUAUGCCUACACUCCAGAAGUUCUCCCGUCCGCGCAUCGCGGGACUGGUAACGGCAUAGCCAUCGCUUUCAACCGCCUCAUGGGCAUUAUGUCUGCCAUCGUGGCCACCUACGCCAACACUUCGACGCCCGUGCCCAUAUACAUCUGUGCUGCUUUGUUCGCUGUGAUGGCUCUCGUCUCUGCGGUCUUCCCGUUCGAGCCUAUGGGAAGCCGAAGCUCGUAAGAUGUUGGCGAACGUAGAGGAGAUGUACGCGGAAGUGGGCACUGGCACGGAGAUGGUGAGGCGGAGGCGGAGGCGGAGGCGGAGGUGGACGACUGGUGGAAUUGAUACCCAUGGACGGCGGGAUGGAUGACUGACGGCGAACUGGAGAUGGGUGUGUACGCAGUCACGAUGUCUAUG
Messenger RNA from Baudoinia panamericana UAMH 10762, 2033 nucleotides. RefSeq lists its product as uncharacterized. NCBI's taxonomy places the organism in Eukaryota, Fungi, Ascomycota, Dothideomycetes, Mycosphaerellales, Teratosphaeriaceae. The transcript is spliced from 12 exons. Gene Ontology annotation, biological process: transmembrane transport. Bases 414 to 1856 code for a protein of 480 amino acids. The record is from RefSeq and is a predicted model, not a curated record. Gene Ontology annotation, molecular function: transmembrane transporter activity.